Molecule: messenger RNA, 677 nt
Organism: Apis mellifera (honey bee)
Lineage: Eukaryota; Metazoa; Arthropoda; Insecta; Hymenoptera; Apidae
Gene: ND-B14
Product: NADH dehydrogenase [ubiquinone] 1 alpha subcomplex subunit 6
Exons: 3
Coding region: 176-544 (122 amino acids)
Biological process (GO): response to oxidative stress
Source: RefSeq, a predicted model, not a curated record
AACUCUUAUCUUAUUCCUUUCUAAAUCAAUAAUAUAAAAUGAGAAUAAUAAUUAGGAUUAUGUAGUAUUAGUAUUACAUAGUUACUAUGUAAUGUAAAAAUGCAUUAGAUCAAGUCUAUCAUAUAUUUAAUCCAUGAUAUAAGUGAAUAUUGAGAGUUAUACACGAAGUGCAAAUAUGGCUACUCCUUUAAAAGCAACUGUGAAACAAGUUAAACCAAUUUUAUCAUUGACUCCUAUAGAAGCUCGAAGAAGAGUAAUAUCAUUAUAUAAAACAUGGUACCGACAAAUUCCAUUUAUUUUGUCCAAUUAUGAUUUGCCAAGGACAAAAAAAGAGUGUCAACAAAAAUUAAAGGAGGAAUUUAAACGUAAUGCUCAUAUAAGUGAUUUAAGAGUAAUUGAUUUGUUACUUAUUAAGGGACAAAUGGAACUUCAAGAAGUUUGUGCUCAAUGGAAACCACCUGGAACAUUGUUGAAUUAUUGGAAGGAAACACAUGAACCAAAGCCAAAAGAUUUUAUGUCAAAGUUUUUAUCGGGUCAAGAUUAAAUUUUAUGAUUAUAUAAUAUAUUUAUAUAAGUUAUAUAGUAUAUAAGUUAUAUAUUAUAAUUAAAUAUGUAAAAUUUAUAAAUUAUAUUAAAAGAAUAUAUAGUUGUCUGAAAAUUAAAUAUAGAAAAAAGAA